Messenger RNA from Olea europaea var. sylvestris, 1161 nucleotides. RefSeq lists its product as uncharacterized. Lineage: Eukaryota; Viridiplantae; Streptophyta; Magnoliopsida; Lamiales; Oleaceae. The transcript is spliced from 3 exons. The record is from RefSeq and is a predicted model, not a curated record. The coding region runs from base 1 to 1161 and encodes 386 amino acids.
AUGCUUCUUACUGGGUCUAAUACCAUGCUCUUAAACUCUUUUGUUGUUGCACUUCACCAAGAGUUCGAUAUAAAGGAUUUGGGUUUUCUUCAUUACUUUCUUGUUACAUGUACAACUAAUGGCUUACUUUUGUCACAGUCUACAUAUGCCCUUGAUAUCAUCAAGCGAGCCCAAAUGGAAGGACGUAAGCCUAUGAAUACCCAAAUAUCCCCUAAAUACAAACAUUUGGAUGAUGUAACUCCAUUUCAUGAUCCUACACAUUAUCACAGUUUGGUCGGCGCUCUACAGUAUUUGACUUUUACUCGACCUGAUUUAUCCUUUAGUGUGAAUUUUGUCUUGCAGUUUAUGCAUUCUCCCAUGCAAGGCCACUAUCAACUUGUCAACAGAAUCAUCAGAUAUGUCCAUGGCACCAUUACCUUUGGUCUUCACAUGUGCAAACAAUCGACUCUUAAUCUCUAUGGCUUCUCUGACUUUGAUUGGGCAGAUAUCGUGGUCAGGAACCUAAUGGGUCACACACAAAAGAGAAUUGAUAGGUUCAAGGACACUAGACGAUCAACUUCUGGCUUUUGUAAAUUUCUUGGAAGCAAUAUUAUCUCCUGGUCUGCAAAGAAGCAAGCAUCUAUUUCUCGUUCAAGUUCGGAAGCUGAAUACAAAUCCAUGGCUAAUGCUACAGUUGAAUUAUUAUGGCUAUCUUAUCUCUUGCAUGACCUUGGAAUCCUUCAAAAUCGUCCACCGCUAUUGCUAAGUGAUAAUCAAAGUGCUCUUCAUAUGGUAGCCAAUCCCGUAUUUCAUGCACGUGGCAAACACAUUGAAAUUGACUACCACUUCGUCAGAGAAAACGUUCAACAAGGCCAACUCCGUACUAGACAUUUACCAUCCAAGCUACAAAUGGCGGACAUCUUUACAAAGCCCUUAGACAAGCCAACAUAUGAAUUUAUUCGGCACAAAUUAAGCCUCAUUCCACAGCAUAAUUUGAGGAAGGGUGUUAAGAAUACUGAAAUUGUGGAAUCCCCUCCAUGCAAGGAAAGUCCAGCAAAGAAUAAAAUUGUGCAAUCUCCUCCAUGCAAGGAAAGAUCAGCAGAGAAUGAAAUCAUUAACAAGACUACACAAAUCAAGGAAAUCACUAGACAAAAUGCUAAUCAAUUGAUUUGUGUAAAAUGA